UUUUACAGGUCAGACAUUAAUAGACUGAAUACCUUUUUGAAAUUGUCUCAGAGGCUUCACUCCUUACAUGACUCUGGGCAGAUAUGAAUGUGGACUGCAACUUGACUGGUUUCUGAAGCUACAACAUGAGCAGAGUGGUGAAAUGGCAGCUGCAGAAAAAGUCACGAGUGAUGAGCAACCCACACGACGUAGAAACAGUCUUGGAUUUCUGCCACCUCUGAUGUCUGAGGUGAGGGCUGUUCUUCUGGGAAACAGCUGGUCUGAGAGGAGUUCAGUGGGGAACUUCAUACUGGGAAACGAUACAUUUAACACUCAGGUGGAAUCAGAGGACUGCAAGAGAGCGAGUGAACUCAUUGAAGACAAAAAACUAGUUCUCAUCAACACUCCAAAUCUGCUGAAUCCAGACCUCUCUGAACACCAGCUGACAGAGCUGAUAGAAAGCUGUGUGAGUUUCUCUGAUCCUGGGCCUCAUUUGUUUCUGCUGGUUCUACAACUUGAAGAUUUCACCAAGGAGCACAAACUGAGGCUGCAAACAGUCCUUAAAAAAUUUGGUGAUCCAUCAUUUCAGCAUUCACUGGUACUAAUAUCUACAGAGGAGAGUUCAGGACCUGCAGAAAAAUACAUGAAUGAUCCACCUUUAGGAGACGCGAUCAGAACAUGUAGACACAAGAUGUUGUGGCAGAAGAACCUCAAACGUUCAGAACUGUUAGCAGUAAUGGACCUUAUUGUGAAAGAGUGUAGUGGAGAUCAUGUGAUCUGUGAUGUAUUUCUGGAUGCACAAGAUGAGCCACCUAAUGAUCAAGAAAACGUGAAACAAGGGGAGAAAAUCUGCUUGGAUGGAGUUAAAGCUGCUGGGUUGAAAUUGAUCAUGGACUCAAAAAACUCUGACUUCUCUACACUCAGAAUCGUGCUGGUGGGAAAGAGUGAAGACAAAAAAACAAAAUUGAGAAGCCUUAUUGUUAAAGACCAAAGUCUUCCCAUACAAAUUCAAAGCCACUUCCAAAAAGCAUCAGUCAGUCACUGUGUGGCCACUAGUGGGGAGUGGAGAGGAAAAUCCUUGAUAGUAGUAAAAACACCAGAUAUGUUCAGUGUGUCUGAAGAGGCAGUAAGAAGGCAGGUGAACAUUUGCAUGGAUCUGUGCUACCCUGGACCUACUAUCUUCUUGCUGUUAGUGAAGCCAUCUGACUUUGAUGAAGACGACAGACAAAGACUGAAGUUUAUUCUGGGCUUAUUUGAUCAAAAUGCCUUUAAGCACUCAAUGAUCAUUUGGACACACAAGGAAAAUCUGACAAGUACUGCUGUGAAGCAGCUCCUUGAAGACAGUGAAGGAAGACAAUACUGCAUGAUCAAAGAUGAGCGUGAUCUGUUAUUGGAAGAGAUUCUGAAAACUGUGGGUAAAAACACCAUAAGACUAACAUCUUUAAACCUGGUCCUGUGUGGGAGGAGAGGAGCAGAGAAGACUUCAGUAGCCGAGGCCAUUUUAGGUCAGACUGAGCUUCAUUCAGCCUCCAACUCAUCAGUCUGUGUUAAACAUCAGGGAGAGGUGUGUGGACGUCAGGUUUCCCUGGUGGAGCUGCCUGCCUUAUAUGGAAAACAUGAUAAGGUAGUGAUGGAGGAAUCUCUCAGGUGUAUCUCCCUCUGUGGUCCCGAGGGUGUCCAUGCCUUCGUCCUGGUCCUACCUGUGGGUCCCCUCACUGAUGAAGACAAGGGAGAGUUAGAGACCAUCCAGAACACGUUCAGCUCUCGAGUCAGUGACUUCACCAUGAUUCUGUUCACUGUGGAGUCAGAUCCUACAGAUCCAGCUGUCAUUAACUUUGUAAGAAAAGACCCAGAAAUCCAGAAGCUUUGUCAGAAUUUUGGAGGAAGAUCUUUUGUUCUAAAUACCAGGGGCAAACAGCAGAUCCCAGAAUUGUUGGAGACUGUGGAAAAAAUGAGACCCUUUGAAAAUGCAUCACUUUGCUAUACAACAGAAACAUUUGCACAGGCGCAAAUAAAUAAUAUUCUGGAACUGAAAAAGAAAAGCACUGGUGAUGAAGAGAAGCAGAGCACACAGGAUCUCAGGAUUGUCCUACUAGGAAAGACUGGCAAUGGAAAGAGCUCUUCAGGAAACACCAUUCUAGGAAGAGUUCAAUUUAAAUCCAAAUCAAGUCAAACAUCAGUCACCAAACAUAGUCAGAAAGAACGGAGUAAAGUAGACGGUCGUACAGUUGUUGUGGUCGACACUCCCGGUCUGUUUGACACAAGUUUGUCACAAGAACAAGUUCAUGAGGAGAUGGUAAAAUGUAUCAGUCUUCUGGCUCCAGGACCACACGUCUUCCUGUUGGUGUUACAGAUUGGUCGACUCACAGCAGAAGAGAAGGAGACACUGAAACUCAUCAAGGAAGGAUUUGGGAAGAAUUCAGAAAAGUUCACCAUCAUUCUUUUCACAAGAGGUGAUUCAUUAGAAGAGGACAAGCUGUCCAUUGAAGAAUAUAUUGAAGCUGAAUGUGAUGAUUCCUUUAAGCAGCUGAUCUCUGACUGUGGAGGAAGAUACCAUGUGUUCAAUAACUAUGAUAAACAAAACCGCACACAAGUCAGUGAGCUGAUAACAAAAAUUGACAGCAUGGUGAAGGAAAAUGGAGGGCAGUGGUACACCAAUGAGAUGCUGCAAGAGGCUGAAGCAGCAAUAAAGAAAGAAGUGCAGAGGAUCCUCAAGGAGAAAGAAGAAGAGAUGAAGAAACAGAUCGAGGAACUUGAAACAAAACAUCAGAAAGAAAAGGAAAGCAUGAAAAGAAGAAUGGAAGAACAGAGUGCUGAAAUCAAACAGGAGCUCCAACAGAAAAACCAAAAACUCAAAGGAAUGGAGGAAAAAAUGAAGAAGGAGCAAGAUAAGAGAAAGGAAGAACAAGAAAUAAGAGAAAAAGAAGAAACAAAGUGGAAACGUGAGACAAUGGAGUGGGAAGAAAAACUUGCAGCACUACAGAAAUCAAAGUAUGAAUCAGAACUGGAGCUGCAGCAGCGUAGAGAGGUGAUGACAGCAGAACAUAAUGCCUGGGAGAAAGAACGGAGCGACUGGAUGGAAAAACGAAAAGAGGAGGAGGAACGAAGACAACAGGAGGAGCAAAGACUUAGAGAAGAAUAUGAUAAAUUAGAACAAGAAUAUGAAAUGCAAAGAAAAAUGGAUGAAAUCAGAAAAGAACAGGAGGCAAAGGAGCGUGAGGAAUUAGAAGAAGGCUAUAAGAAAAAGGUGGAAAAUCUGAAGAAGGAGUAUGAGGAGAAAGCCAGAAAACAAGGAGAAGAGUUCAAUGAAUUCACAGAAAAGCGCAAUAAGGAAUUUGAAUCAAAGAAGCAAGAGUAUGAGAAACAAAUGAAAGAUAAAGAUGAGAAGUAUGAUCUGUUAAAGGCCCUAAAAGCCUACACUGAAAAAGACAGCAGAGAAAAACAUCAAAAACAAAUCAGAGAUUUUGUUAAAUGUGUGGCCAGAAAGAGUGAAAAUUUGGAAAAAAUAAAUGACUUAUUGACAAGACAACAGGAUCAAAUAAAACUUGUGACCAAACAGGAGGAACAAGAAAACCUGCAGAAAGUUCAUGAAACAGAAAUAAGUCAGAUGAUAGAGAAGCUUCUCAAUGAAGUCGAGACCAAAUCGUCUUGCUGCAUAUUAUGAGAUGAGCCAGAGGCAUUACAGGACACUGUGGUAUAAUAUGUACAUGCAAGCAGCUUAUUCUCUGAUAUUCUGGAUUUUCUCUGUUUUGUAAAGUUUCAUUAAAUGCCACAUCUGUAUUAACCUUUGCUCAUAAAUAAGGAUACAUGAAAUCUUGUCAUUUCAGCCUGCAGCAUGGAAUGUUAUAUCAUGCUACUGCUUUAUUAAAAUAUUUGCAGGCAUCAGCUAAUCAAACAACUUUAAGAUAAAUUUGCUCUGUAUUAGAGAAGACUUUGGUUUUUAGUAUCAUAAAGAAUGAGGUGUUUAGAAUGUUUAUUGAAAAAAAGAACAUUUUGAUGUCUGUUUUGUUACAUGUGGAAAAAUAACUGCUGAAUAUGAACAUAACUCAGAUGAAUUUUCGUUGCACUUAUCAUUAUAAAGAUCAAUAAAGUGUUUCUCUGCAGCUGAAUACUGCUAAUA
Molecule: messenger RNA, 4099 nt
Organism: Archocentrus centrarchus (flier cichlid)
Lineage: Eukaryota; Metazoa; Chordata; Actinopteri; Cichliformes; Cichlidae
Product: GTPase IMAP family member 8-like
Exons: 7
Coding region: 68-3643 (1191 amino acids)
Molecular function (GO): GTP binding
Source: RefSeq, a predicted model, not a curated record